CUUACUCUCAUCUUAAUAUCACGUGACAGUUUUUCGGACAAAAUGGCGUAAAGCGAUUUACCCUAACGACGAACUGACAGAAACAAGUCUUCCAUGCAUUGUCACCCAAGAUGUCGACUUUUGAAACUGACAAAGAAGCAAGAAAUGCAGAGAAAGAAGCCAAAGCUGUUUCCAAAUUGGUUUCCAGGAAAUUGGAAGGGUAUAUGAAUUAUGCAAGAAGAGAGCAAAGAUUUGAUCCAAGUGGCCGGGGAUAUCGAACAAACCCAUUGAUGCAUAAGUAUGAUGUGAUGUACAAAAUGCUGGAAAUGACAGAAAUGGAAGCUGACCACAGGAAAAAGGUUAAAGCUGCUGAGAAAGAGGAAAAUAAAGAAAAAAAGUUGGCUAUCAGUCCUAGGUUGGCAACAACAUCAAGAAGAGUCACCUUGAACCAUGAGGCAGAGAGGCUCACAAAAAAUGCAAAUACUGUUUUUGAAACUUUACCUGUUGAAAAACUCACCAAGAUUCAUAGGUACAGACCACAUAGUGACAACGUAGAAGAUGUCACUGACAAUGGGAAAGUCAUGAAUUAUACACGUCACAUAGGGGCUGCACUACACUCUGAGACAUAUGUGCAGUAUUAUCAGAAAGAAGGCCUAGAAACCGGAUCAAAAAUGAAGUCACCUCGGCUGCAAAAAAUAAAGCCCAAACCCAAAAAUACUGAAAAGAAGUCCCCACGUGAAAAUGAACGGAAAGACAGUGACAAGAAUGAAGACCCUAAACAAGAUGAAAGAUACGCACCAAAGAAUGCAGCUCAUUAUAUGGUCCAGAAUGGAAAACCAAUCUCUCUGGAUGACAAAGAGGAAGAAAAAGAUCUGAGGACCAAGAAAUGGGUAAAAGAAAGUCAAACAAAUGACAAAGAUCCCAAUCUAAAUAAGACUAACAGUAUUAAUAAGAACAGUGAUGAUAAAGAUCAUGAAACAGACGAGUUAGAUACAGCAUCUGUGAUAAGCCAACAAUCAAUGCAAAGUAACGCCAGCCAUAAGAGUAACCAGAGCAAAUAUAGUAACCAUAGCAACAAAAGUAAAGCUAGUACCCAUAGCAACAAAAGUAAAGCUAGUACCAAUAGCAACAAAAGUAACGGCAGCAACCACAGUAAUAAAAGUAAAGGUAGCCACCAAAGUGAGAAGAAUUACUGUGGUAACCUGACUGCUGAUGAGGACAAUAAUAAUGAAGAUGAAAGUAUUAAGUGUGUUGGGGAACAAGUGAAUGACAAAAAUGAUGACCAGAAUGAACAUUCUGAAGAGCAUUUUGACAAAGUGAAAGACAACAACAUUAAUGAUGAAAAUCAUGAUGACCAUGUAAACGACAUGGGUCAGGAAAAUAACAUGGAUGAUCAAAACAAUAAUUUACAUGAUAAUAAAUCAGAUGAUAAUAAUUCAAAUGAUAACAAAUCAGAGCAAAAUUAUUCACAUGAUAAUACAGAAGAACACAAUGAUUUAGGUGACAAUGAAACAAAUGAUAAGAAUGUUGAGAAACAUCACAGUGUCAGUGAAGAUACACAGAGUGCAAGUAGUGCUACUGAAAUCUAUUCUUCCGUAGAACAUAUAGAUAGAAGAUCAAAUAUGCUUAAUUGAAAUUAUUUGCCAGUUGCUGAUGGACUGGUUAUUAUAUUUAAGUUAUUCCAUUGUUUUACCAGUUAAUGUCAUCUUAUACACACAUAGAUAAUGAAAAGUAAUGAAGUUGGCAGUGUUCUUCCAAGCAAGUGGCUGGGUAGUGUAUGUCACAUCCUUGUGAAUUUGAUGCACCCAGUUCAAAAUCCAUGAGCACAUUUUCUACAAAAAAAGGUAAACUUGGGUGCCUAAAAUUUCUUCCUCGUCUCUCAAAGUAGAAUACUUUUCAACUUCAAACUGCACAAUUAUUCUAAUAACCUCAAUCUAUGGUUAUUAUCACCUAGGUCUGAAUAUUCUGAGCCGAUACCUUAAUAUUCGAUCCAAUUGCUUAAUAUUCAGAUAUUCUGAUCACAUUGCUUAAUAAAAUAAAGGCUGUGUACAUACUUUUGUGCUGAAUACAUGUCAUAUUUUUUUAAUAUUAUAAAUAGAAAUAAUUUUGUAAAACAGAGUUGCCAUUUUUCAAAAAAUAAAAAA
Messenger RNA from Owenia fusiformis, 2123 nucleotides. Lineage: Eukaryota; Metazoa; Annelida; Polychaeta; Sabellida; Oweniidae. The record is from the annotation of a GenBank genome assembly.